AUGACUGACUUCCAGCGGAAUUCUGUUUGCCCCACCGAAACGUUCGUCCGUGGCAACACCCAUACGACGUUGGCUGAGUCCAGGACGUUGGCUGAAUCGAGAAAUAGCAUGAUGGUGGUGCACAAACAGCAACGUCGAACCCCUCGUGAAGUGAAGAAAGGCUCUUCCAAGCGCCAGGAAGCCGAAACGGCGUCAAACCAACAUCAGCAGCAGCCUACGACCGUUGCUGAGAUCAAGUCCUCAAUCGAUCGAUACCUGAGUCCCGAUUGGGGAGCCGAGCCUUCGACGUACGAGGUGCAACGUAAAUUACAUGUGAUCACAGAGCAGCAGGAAUUUGUCAGACAGGAGCAAUAA
This is a messenger RNA of Cooperia oncophora, 354 nucleotides long. NCBI's taxonomy places the organism in Eukaryota, Metazoa, Nematoda, Chromadorea, Rhabditida, Trichostrongylidae. The record is from the annotation of a GenBank genome assembly.